ACAAGCUAUUUUGGCAUAAUAGUACAGUGCUAGUGUGGGAUUGACUCUAAUUGAGCCUUAAAUGUUCCAUGCAUGGAUUCUGGAAGACCUCCUCAGCUAAAACCAUUAUCCAUUGUUAAGCUGCUCAAACUGCACUAUGGUUUUCAACAAGCCGAUGAAGACUCUGUGAAACAUCUACCAAGCUACUAUGAUGUGAACUUCUAUUUUCGUGGUAUACCAAAUCAAGAUGCAUUAGAGGGUGAAUACAUGCUCAAAAUAUUGAAUCGAGCUCAUAUCUCUAACGAGAUAGCUGUCGGACUGUCUGCUCUAUGGGCUCAUCUAAAUAAGAAGGGUCUCAAUUACACUAGCAUGUUACCCAAUAUACAGGGAGACAGGGUCACUACCCUCACAGUACAGGAGCUUGUGCAGUUCGAAGAAGAGCAACCAUUAGAAGCCGUAUUAUCUCUUGCAUUUUCAAUUCGGGUGAUGAGGUUUGUCCCAGGUGAAGUUUUUGAUGCAGUGGAUAAGCGGUACUUGACCCCAAGCUUGCUGUUUGAUGUGGGAGCAUUCACAGGGAGGAUAGACACUGCUUUGCAGGAUGGCUUUCAUAACUCUGCUAUUGAGACUCGUUUUAACGUCUGGGACGCUGUGCAUUUUCCGAGCAUACGCAAACAUUUUUCUUCACUUGACGACCCCAAAAAACAGGAAAUGGUUGAAAAAUGUCUCACUGGGUUUGAGAACUAUGUACUACCUAAGAUAUCUACCUUCAAGAAAGGAAUCAUAUACAACGAUGCAAGUGGUCAAAAUAUCAUACUCCAGAAAGUUGCGAGCAAAGAUGAAUACAAAGUUGUGGGAAUGAUCGACUUUGACGAAACAGUUUAUUCUUCGUAUGUUUUUGAUUUGUCUACUUCUCUUGCUUACAUCAUGAUGGAAAAUCUUUCUCCAGCUGGAUACCCUGGUCCAGUUGAGUUUAUAGCGCCACUGGUCAAUGGCUUCACAUCAGUAUUUCCACUGUCUUCGGAGGAGAAGCAAAGUUUGUACUACCUGACGUUAGCUCGAUGCUGUCUGUCUGCUGUGUUCGGUGAAUUGAGUUUCAAGGCUGAGCCGUGGAAUGAGUACAUGCUUACUACUCCGAGAAAAAGUUGGAAGUUAAUCGACCUGUUGCUGAGUGCUGGAAAUGACUAUGUUCAUGAUGUGUGGGACUGCUUAUAUUGGGCAAGUUGUAAAGAACAAUUACUGAAGAUGCUCCUUCGAGCUACUAAAAUGCACAUCAUGAUUGCUGCAGUGAUGUGCAUUGCAGAUUGCAGAAUGCUGGAGUCUCCUAGGGGUGAGAGAGAAGUGAGUGGGGAAGCUGGAGAGGAGAGCAGUGAGCAGACCAGACCAGCGCAGCUUCUUAAAAAUGUGUGCGCUCAGACCCGAACUGCAUACAUAAAUGAUGCACUGCCUAACCAAUUUCAAAUUUUGGAGAGGUACAAGUUGUUCGCGGAAGUAUUUCCUCAACGAAUACUCUACGAUAAACCUGUCACAACUCCUGCAACAUCAAUGUGUGCCGGCAUGAACCAAACGUGCUGUCAGCCAUACACAGAGAAAACGCUCCCAAGAAUUGUGUCCAAAGAGUAUCGGGAGAUCUAUCAUACCGUCCUCAAUGGCCAGUACUUUCAGACCUGUCCCUCCAUCGGAAGAGCAACAUAUCACGCUGUACAGCAGUCCUUACAAGAGGCUAAGCGUCUUCUCUCCAUUGAUAUCCAAGAAGCUCUGAACACAACUCUUUUCAGUAGUCAAGAAAUUAACGAUCUGUUUGACUACCUCACUCAGUUCUCGAUCACGCCUGACCUGUGUCCACUGCAAUGGAAGGUACGGGAAGUGGUGAAAGAGGUUCUACUGACUAGUAUUAUCAACACGGUCCUCAAUCGCGAUGGAGACAGUGAGGUAGACCCAGAUAGUAUCGAUUCAGAACAACUAGCUUGUUUCAAGAAUAUCUCAAGUCCAUAUGUUGCUGAUUACACUGCUGAGAUUGUGUCAAAUAUUCAGAGAUUCUUACUGGACUAUGAGGUUUAUGUAAGAUCGGUGCAGCUGGCAAACGAGGUUAUUACUUCAGUCGUAAAAAGGCACCAAUUUUCGUCCUCUUGUUUGACUGCACUCACGAGAAUGAAGCACUGUGCAUUUUGUGGAGGGUACAUCAAGUUCCCCCCUUGUUUGAAUCUUUGCUUGAACACAAUCAGAGGAUGCUUCGCUGAUGUUUCAGAUAUCUUCGAUGAUUUCAGCAGCUUUAGUACAUCAUUCAACGAUCUGUCAAGAGACAUUGACUCCAGCCUCAACCCAGACGCUAUCGUUACUAAUCUGUUGAAGAGGUUCGUCACAAUGAUCACAGAGUUCAGACGUCAAAGUAGUUUGGAGUAUCUAGCAGGUAAAGAAUGCAUUCCUGCAACAACAACAACCACAACCACCUCUCAAGAGGAUACAACAUCCUCAGGGGCUCGCACUCGCUCUCGAAGAUCGAGAUUCUCUCAGCCAAUCAGUACUGACUUAGACGAUCGAUCAGGAACUUCUUUCAACCCUAACGUUGACCUGUCUGAUAACUCUGUCUCUGUAGCAUUCUCCAACGAGAGGAAGUGUCUGGAAAUUUUUCAAAAUCUCCUCCCUGUCAUCCCACAAGAGAUGUGCUACCUCAGUAAGACUCAUGCCAUUACCCACUCUCUAAACAAGCAGUGCUGGACAGGAAAGGGACUAGGAGACUAUGACGAGCCUCUUGUUGGAAAAUCGAAAGCAGAGCAAGUGAACAACACUGCAUUUUCGAGAGAACCCCUCGAGUCAUACAUGCUAUACAAUUCAACACUGUCCAAGCUGCAAGAAAUGAAAGCUGAAAUCGAUCAAGUACUAGAGUAUAGGAGUUUGUGCAGCGACAGUGAUGACGAGGACUGUGGGAGACCUGCACUCAUAGAUUGUGCCAUGCUCUCUAGUGGGAGUGGGAGUGGAUCUGGCUCUGGAUCUGGGUCCGGUUCAGGCAGUCCCUCGUCUGGGUAUGGAGAUAUAGAACAGGGCCCACAUCCCUCCAGUGGGGGUGUCUCACAUCAAAAGGAAUAUAAUCCUGAAAGGAACCAACCGUCAUCUGAAGAAUUCUCUAAAUAUUGGCCUUUGAGUGAUGAGGACAAUCAAAAUGUCAGCAACAGCACAACUGAAGAAGCCCCCACAGAAGGAGCAUUGGGUACGAUUGGAAUUAUUGAGAUCGCCGAGGGAACGACAGAGACAGAAAGCUUAGCCACAGACAUUCGAACACCAGAAGUUGUGGUCAGUGUGGUGAGCACUAGUAGGGCACCCCCGGAGGACACUGAACCUGACCCAGGAAAUGACAAUGACAAUGAUGACUCUUCAGCAUUGUCUAUUAUGUGUUCACUGUGUGUUGUAUCACUGUUGUCACUGUUGAGUGUUUUUAUUAUAAUAUAGACUGAAUUUAUAUCUGUUUGGCAUUAUUAUUUUUCAUCCACUUUUUUGUACCCCAUCAUUUUCACCAGUCACCACAAGUAUUUUUAUAUAUAAACAGAAUUAGAAUUAUGAUAACAAUAAUUAAUAACUAA
Molecule: messenger RNA, 3554 nt
Organism: Halichondria panicea
Lineage: Eukaryota; Metazoa; Porifera; Demospongiae; Suberitida; Halichondriidae
Exons: 8
Coding region: 73-3423 (1116 amino acids)
Biological process (GO): regulation of signal transduction
Cellular component (GO): plasma membrane
Molecular function (GO): amino acid kinase activity
Source: RefSeq, a predicted model, not a curated record